Molecule: messenger RNA, 4356 nt
Organism: Engraulis encrasicolus (European anchovy)
Lineage: Eukaryota; Metazoa; Chordata; Actinopteri; Clupeiformes; Engraulidae
Product: adenosine receptor A2a-like
Exons: 5
Coding region: 1560-3782 (740 amino acids)
Biological process (GO): adenylate cyclase-activating G protein-coupled receptor signaling pathway; G protein-coupled adenosine receptor signaling pathway
Cellular component (GO): plasma membrane
Molecular function (GO): G protein-coupled adenosine receptor activity
Source: RefSeq, a predicted model, not a curated record
GAGCCGGGGUGCCGUUGUUUUCCCCACUGUAAUCCCUCUGAUUAGCUUCCAACUCGUAAGUUGGUCUCAUUGUGGUCUAACUGAGCGUGUUCAUUCCACGUCAUUCAUUAAAAGCAUGAUACAUUUAUUUUGUGGAUAUUCCUUUUUUUACCAACGCAGUCUCGGUGGAGUCUACUUUCAGAUAACCGGUGGGACAUCGUGAUGACUCCACACGUUUGUUGUAUCUUAAUGCUCUGAGCUCCACGGAGGUGACAUCAGGGGAGAAGGGUACAAGUCUCAUCCCAGCUGGAGAGCUCCUUUGGCGGGUUGAAGUGGAGACCAGACCAGUGUGGUGGAAGUCCAGCAUGGAGCUCAGGUGGAUGGCAGCCAGCUGAGGAUACUUACAGCCAAGCAACAACUUCACACCACACAUGUUUGCUCUCCUCCCUCCCAGCUCCAAGGAACAACUACAACAGCAGAAUCACCAGUGAUAGUGGCAUGGCGCCGACCCGACAGUGACAUCCAGAAACCAACAGUCUGAAGCCUGAAGUUCGCUUUCCACAACAGAAGCUUUGGCACUCUGAAGCCUGAAGUUCACUUUCAACAACAGAAGCUUUGGACCUAUUUAGGGUUUUUUUAUGUUUAAAAUCCCUGAAUUGACCAAAAGUGUCUUAAGGCAUGUUGGAGAGAGAGAUGCGAUGGAUCCUAUUGGCAACCACAUACCUUGAGGAAUUUCGUUUUCAUUCUUUUUGUCAGAAGGAUAUAAGCCAUAGCAUGGGACACCCACUCAGACUGAAGUACGCGGAAUAGGAUAUCAUGCGUGACAUGGCACACUCAAUCGACCGAGGUGUAAAAUAUGAGUGUUUUUUUUUUCACUGCCAUGGGCCUUGUUUUUAAUAUAUCCAUAUAGGACUUAUAUAAAUAAUUUAAGACAUUUUAAUUUAGAGUGCCUUAGUCAGAGAAUUGUUUUCUCAUUUUUGAACCUGGAUGCACAAUACCUUGGACUAAAGAGCAAUCAAACCCAAGAAGCCUACAAUUAAUCUGGAUAAGAGCACAGCACGCCAUAUUCCACAAACUCGUUUUUCAGUAGGAAGGAUAUCAGCUGUGGCAUGGGCCACUCGUUGUGCUUGAGGUGUGCUCUCCGGCUGCACUCUGCACCACCUCCUCCUCCACCUCCUCCAGGAGCCCGCUCCCUGCGGAGCAGCAAUGCCGCUGCUGGUGGUGCCUACUGACUCCUCCUCACCCCUCUCCUCCCUCCCUACUCCUCUUCUGUCACCUCCUCCAACCUUCUCCUCCCUCCCUCCUUUUCUUCUUUCAUCUCCUUCUCCACCUCCUCCUCUCCCUCCUCCUCCUCUACCCGUCUCCUCCCUCUCUCCUGGCCCCAGCUCCCUCAGCUCUCCUCCUCUUCUUUCACCUCCUCCUCCUCCUCCUCCUAUCUUCUCCUCCCUCCCUCCUGGCCCCGGCCCAGGUCUUGAUCUUCAUCCUGCUCUCAGUCUCCUGUUACAGGACUCCGCUGCCCUCCUCCACCUCCUUCUCCUCCACCAACAUCUCCUCCUCCUCCUCCUCCUCCUACCACAGCCAUGUCACUGGUCCUUGUGUCCUCUCCACCAACCGAUGGCGGCAGCAGCAUCCUCCUCCUCCCUGGGGGCUCCUCUUCUUCCUCCUCCUCCUCCUCCUCUUCCUCGGCUAUGCUGAACAGUGUCUACAUCUUCCUGGACCUCCUGAUCGCUCUGCUGGCCGUGGCAGGUAACGUGUUGGUGUGCUGGGCUGUGAGCCUCAACAGUAACCUCCAGAGCAUCACCAACUACUUUGUGGUGUCCCUGGCACUGGCGGAUGUGGCCGUGGGACUGCUAGCCAUACCCUUCGCUGUGGCCAUCAGUACUGGGUUCUGUUCUCAUUUCCACGGCUGCCUCUUCAUUGCCUGCUUCGUGCUCGUCCUCACCCAGAGCUCCAUCUUCAGCCUGCUGGCCAUCGCUGUGGACCGAUACAUAGCCAUCAAGAUACCCCUCAGGUACAACAGCCUGGUGACGGGCCGUCGGGCCAAGGGGAUCAUCGCCAUCUGCUGGAUCCUGUCUGCUGUCAUUGGCCUGACUCCCAUGCUGGGCUGGCACAAAGGACGAGAACCAAACGCCACCAUCAGCGACCAAAACACCACCGCCUCCAUCUUCACCUCCACCUUCACCUCCACCAUCACCACCUCCUCCUUGACCAUCACCUCCUCCACCUCCUCCACCCCCUCUCCUCCCGCUCCCGCUGGCCUCCUCCCUGCCUGCCCGGCGGGGCUGACGCGCUGCCUGUUCGAGGACGUGGUGUCCAUGGAGUACAUGGUCUACUUCAACUUCUUCGGCUGCGUGCUGGCGCCCCUGCUGGUCAUGUUGGCCAUCUACACCCGCAUCUUCAUGGCGGCGCGGCGCCAACUGCGCCUCAUGGACCUCAAGCUGUCGGUGCACGCGCCCCGCGCACACAUCCCCCGUCACCACCAGGGGGCGAUGGUUGGUGGCGACGGCUGCUCUAAUCAUCCGUCCUCCUCCUCCUCAGUCUCCUUUUCCACGGUAACACCCACCCCCACCCCGACCCCCACGCCCUCGGCGUCUCGCUCCACGCUCCAGAAGGAGGUGCACGCGGCCAAGUGUCUGGCCAUCAUCGUGGGGCUGUUCGCCGUCUGCUGGCUGCCCGUCCACAUCCUCAACUGCCUGACGCUCUUCUACCCGGACACGGACCCGGCGCGCCGGCCCGCCUGGGUCAUGUACCUGGCCAUCAUCCUGUCGCACGGCAACUCGGUGGUCAACCCUUUCAUCUACGCCUACCGCAUCCGAGAGUUCCGACACACCUUCCGGCGGAUCAUCCGCCAGCACCUGCUGGGCUGGGGGCCGUGGAGGGGUCGGGGAAGGGGCGGAGGUGGAGGAGGAGGAGGGAGACACUUCGGAAGUGGACACUUCGGUGGUGGUGGUGGAGGCGGUACCACCGUCAGCCGGGUCAGUAACACGUCGCCGGCGGUGAGCAUGGUGGAGUCCACGUGCACGUGCGUGGUGAAUGGCUACGCGCUGGAGCCCAGCCCCGGGACCAAGCGAUGGAGCCCCGCACCGUCCCCGUCCCCGAGGGGAGGAAGGGGUGGAGGAGGGGGCUACGCGCUGGAGCCCAGCCCCGGAGCCAAGCGAUGGAGCCCCGCACCGUCACCGUCCCCGUCCCCGGGCCAUGGCGGCCGACAGACAGUGUCUCUAGAGGGGGGAGGGGAAGGAGGAAGAGGGGGAGUAGGGGGCAUGGCCGGACUCAGGCUGCCCUCCCCCUCAUGGGACAGUGUGGGGGGCGGCAGCACGGGCAGCUUGUGUAUGACUCAUGUAAGCUUUGUGAACAACAUGAACAAUAUGAACAACAGUCAUGGUGUUGGUGGAGGUGGUGGUAGUGGCUUCACAGAUAGUGAUUCUGGGGGUGGCACGGGCAAUCUGUGCUUGACACAUGUAGGUUUUGUGAACAAUAUGAACAACAGUCAUGGUGUUGGUGGGGGUGGUUCCCCAGAUAUUGGUGAUGGUGGGGAUGGAUUUCUGCCCUUCACGCCCUCUCCUACCCCUUCCCCUUCCCCUGCCCACCACCUCACCCCCCAGACUGCACGCACGUGGACCUACUGCCCCUCCCCAGAGCAGGGGUGUACUACGGGGCCUACGCCGCCGCCUCUGAGGGCUGCUACCACUGAGGUGGUGGAAGUGAAGGAUUUUGGGACGACGAUCUCGCCCGUGGACGUCAGGUCGCUGUUCUCCGUCGUCAGAACUAACAUAACGACCUCUGAACUCACACGGGUCUCGUGAUGCCAGGACGUUAGAGGAAGGAGGAUUAGACGUGCUUAGCUUAGCAAGCACACCACACACCGGGUUCGACACAUUGCAAAGCAUUAGUAGCUCUGCCGACAUUUGAUUUCAUUGUUUUCAGUACAACCUGGCACACUGGUAGCUUGUGUUGCCUGUUGAUUGAUUGAGGUCUGAGUCACUGUAGUGUCUCCUAUACUGUGCAUGCUGCAUACAGUGUGGCGCCACAGUCCGGGAAGCGAUCGAUAUUAUAGGAUUUGAAAGUGCUCUGCAAUGCUGGCGGAACCUACCGGUGUGCAGUGCACAGGCCUUUGGAGGAAGUUGAUACGGCUGAAAAAGCUCCUGCCAAGUCAGCGAACCUGCUGAUCAUAGGCGUGCACAGAUAGGGAUGAGGUGGUGCUAAAGCACAUGCCCCUUUGCCCUACUGAACAAAAAAUUCCCCUUUUUGAAUGUUUUGUAGAUUUUUUUUCACAAUUUACAGUGGUCCAUGUUGACAUGAUCAUCUAGAAAUACAGUACUUGACGAUUAAAAAUGUGUAAAUGCAAUAUAAUAUCCUAUAAAGCCGGAAGCUCCACGU